AUGGCAUCAUCAUCAUCAUCGUCCUCGGUGAAACAACAUGGUCGUGAAUUCUCUCUAAUGGAAAUCAAGUCGGCUACCAACAAUUUUAGCGGUAAGCAUGAAAUGGCGGAAGGAGGUUUUGGUAAAGUUUACAGAGGUUUCAUCGACAACCAACAAACGAUGGUGGCAGUGAAGCUCCUGAAUAAAGCUUCCAUUGAAACGCCAACCGGAUUUCAUGUGAAGAUUGCCACACUUAGUCCGAUCCACCAUCGCAAUAUAGUGUCGCUUAUUGGCUACUGCAAGGAGGAGGACGAGAUGAUUUUUGUGUAUGAAUACAUAGCAAAUCAUACACUCGAAGAUCACCUCCACAGACUAUUAAAGGAUGGUCACUCAGAGCUCUCAUGGAAUGAACGACUUACUAUCUUGAUUGGAGUUGCCCGAGCCUUUUGUCAUCUUCAGUACUUCAUCUGUGGAGGCUCAUUUAAACAAUAUCGCGGCGUUAAGAGUUCAAAUAUCCUUCUAGAUGACAAUUUUGUGGCUAAUGUUAGCUUGGAUGACCUACAUAGCCAUGUUAGUACGACUGAUAUUGGCAUGUUUCAUCCAUACUAUUGUUUGUAUAAGAGCCUUACAAGGGAUAGUGACACAUAUUCUUUUGGGGUGAUGGUGUUAGAAGUAUUGAGUGGUAGAUGGGAAGUUGAUAAUAGACGUCCACUUGAGGAACGCAUCUUGCCCAGUUGGGCUUUAUACAGAGAAGCUCGUGAGAUUUUAGACCCUGUUUUUCAUGGAAACCUCUCGUAA
This is a messenger RNA of Salvia splendens (bonfire salvia), 777 nucleotides long. RefSeq names its product probable serine/threonine-protein kinase PBL23. The record is from RefSeq and is a predicted model, not a curated record. Gene Ontology annotation, biological process: protein phosphorylation. NCBI's taxonomy places the organism in Eukaryota, Viridiplantae, Streptophyta, Magnoliopsida, Lamiales, Lamiaceae. Bases 1 to 777 code for a protein of 258 amino acids. The transcript has a single exon. Gene Ontology annotation, molecular function: ATP binding; protein kinase activity.